CCGGACUUCACUGUUGCAAUGAGACCAUCAGCGGUGCGUCUACUCAACAUCCUCGUCCCAGUCAAGAGGACAGUAGACUAUGCGGUCAAGAUCCGCGUAAAUCCCCAGCAGACCGGGGUAGAUCUCAACGUGAAGCAUUCCAUGAACCCUUUCGAUGAGAUUGCCGUAGAGGAAGCCGUCCGCCAGCGCGAACAGCUCAAGGACAAGAUCACCUCCAUCAAGGUCGUCACCAUCGGCCCGCCCAAAGCCGCCGACACGCUCCGCACCGCCCUCGCCAUGGGCGCGGACUCGGCCAUCCACAUCGAGGUCCCCGAGUCCGCGCCUGCGCCCGAGCCGCUCGGCGUCGCCAAGGCGCUCCGCGCCGUCAUUGAGCGUGAGAAGGCGAAGGGCGGGGUCGACGUCGUGAUCAUGGGCAAGCAGGCGAUCGACGACGACGCCGGCCAGACGGGCCAGAUGCUCGCGGGGUUGAUGGACUGGGCGCAGGCGACGUUCGCGAGCAAGCUCGUGCUUGAUGCGGACAAGAAGGAGGCGAGCGUGACGAGGGAGAUUGACGGUGGCCUGCAGGAACUCAAAGCCCGGUUACCGCUGGUGGUCACUACCGACCUGCGGCUCAACGAACCCCGAUACGCUUCGCUCCCCAACAUCAUGAAGGCCAAGAAGAAGCCGAUCGAGAAGCUCAGCCCGUCUGACCUCGGCGUCGACCUCACCCCGCGCCUAGAGACUAUAAAGGUGACUGAGCCACCACAACGCAAAGGUGGCACGAAGGUGGAAUCGGUAGAUGCAUUGGUCGCGAAGCUCAAGGAGGCCGGCUUCACCGCCGUCAAGUCAUGAACGAUUCGCAAUUGUAUAGAUUUGCAUUGCAUACUGCACAACGAUUAUAGGAUUUGCGAUGGACGCUGAGCGCCUGCGAUCGACGCGCCAUAGAUAGCAAUAAGUCACAGCGGAUAUGAUAUGGUAUGUCUCCGAGUCUUUGCUUGUAGAUGUUCAAGCUUUUCC
Messenger RNA from Punctularia strigosozonata HHB-11173 SS5, 996 nucleotides. RefSeq names its product electron transfer flavo protein beta subunit. Gene Ontology annotation, cellular component: cytosol. The record is from RefSeq and is a predicted model, not a curated record. Bases 19 to 831 code for a protein of 270 amino acids. NCBI's taxonomy places the organism in Eukaryota, Fungi, Basidiomycota, Agaricomycetes, Corticiales, Punctulariaceae. Gene Ontology annotation, molecular function: electron transfer activity. The transcript has 7 exons.